Dicrocoelium dendriticum is the source of this 5097-nucleotide messenger RNA. Lineage: Eukaryota; Metazoa; Platyhelminthes; Trematoda; Plagiorchiida; Dicrocoeliidae. The record is from the annotation of a GenBank genome assembly.
AUGGAUCACGUAGUGACUCCUGCCCGGAUCAGCAAGCAAUUCGAGAACGCACUAGCUGGGCGAGUGGAGGAAUGGUUACACAAUCCGGGGGACGUGAGCCCGAUGCCGAUUCGGUUGUCACUAAAGCAGAAUGUGUUGUAUCAGUUGGUUCACCUGAAGAUCGGAUGGCGAAGCACAAUACCGGAGGACACCCCGGUUGUUAUAUUCGGAGUAACAAGAACAAGAUCUGUAAGCUGUUAUUAUCAGUCGGAUGUGAACAGCACUAAGACGGUGAUUGGCACAAGUGGCAAUGAGUUCCUGCUAAUCCAAGGGGAAGACGGAUAUACGUUUGAACUAAUUAGACCCAUGGGUCGGUUGACUGAUACGGGUAUAUAUCAUUGCAUAAGCGAUUCGUGCUCGUGGUGCAAUCCCCAACGUGAGUUGAUAGUACUGCCACUACGAACAGAGGUGCACAUCCUCAUGAAUGUAUUGCAACCCUUGAUGACAGCCGUACCCACGGAAUCGUACAGCUUCCUCGAUGAGGAGGGUCAUCCAUACACGUACCCCGGGCAGUCAUUCUAUGUACGCUGUACGUCUCGGACGGACAGGCGAGUCAAUAUUCCACCGCGAAUGUGCUUCCAUUCUGUCGGACCCGUUCUGACCACAGAGUUCGUUGGGAAUCACACUGCCUCUCCCGAGAAACUGCAGUCACUUUCCGAUGCAGUGUAUGUGACACAUAGCCUACUAUACCGAAUAACAAUCGCUUCUGACAUCCUGCCAAUGGAACAUGUCCAAACCACGUGUAUAUUCAGUCAUCCGCAAAAUAUGCCGAUUUAUGAUUUAAACGAGGAGGUGCUUCACAAACAGUACAAUCGCACCAGGUAUGUGCAGCUACGAGCUCUCCAAAAACCACGGAUUUUGGAUAACAUGGUAGCCACAGAUUACGCCCACUUGACUCGACUUCUUAUCAGUCCAGAUGCAUCUGCCAUGAACGCACUUAUAUUUAGCAUGGGAGACAAUCAAGCACGCGUGGAAGAAGGCAUUGUAGGAAUCAAUUACACGGUCAUGCUUGGUCAACCAAUGGGAUGGAGCGGUGUGUACACAGUGCAUCAGCACACGGAUGGUUUAGUAACUGAAGCAUGUGACCAAAUCGGUGGGUUUGAAGUGGGUGACGAAAAUGAGACGAGGAAAGCGAGCAACGGGUUCGAUGCCCGAUUUGACAAAACUUCAAUUACGCAAUCCAACAUCUACGCCUUCCAAUUUCGAUGUUUCCUGCAACUACGAACCGUAAGCGUUGUCCUCUUCGCGAUGCACUCUACGCUAAAUUCAUACGAUAGUAAGAUAAGCACACUGGAAUUUCUCAACUCUGUCAAGAUGAUGCUUGAUGAUUCCAUCAGGGGGACUGCCAGAAGUUCACCAAAGACCGUCGCAUUCCCGUCAUACACAGAUGGGUCUUAUCGAUUGGCACGUACAUACGUUGGAUGGCAUGCCACAAUUGAGGUUGGAACUGUCAUACAAAUGCUCGGCCGGCUGGCCAAAGAUGGAAGAGGUGAUCCGGUUUGCUUCUACUCAUCUGACAAAAGCAACUGGAAUCCCACGAAUAUCAGCGCGGUAUUCCAACUACGAAUUCUCAAAUCCAUGAAAUACUUUAUACUGCAUAAACCGACGGCGCAAUUAAAUGAUUCGGGCUGGUACCGCUGCAAACUGGACGAUUGUCCCGACUGUGCCACUUAUCUGGGAAUGUUUGAGAGACAGCUGGUUGUCAUACCGGACCGCUCCAUUUUACAAAUGCGUCUCCAACUAACCGACGAAUUGAGUCGUCUUGCUCAGACUUGUGGGCUCGGUGACACACUAGUCCUACAGCCUCAGACUGAGUAUCUCCUGAGUUGCACACACUCGGUUCCGGCGGGAUUCCCACAGCCGUUGGUUGCCUCUGCCGGUUUGCAUUUCAUAGAUGAUGACAGAUGGGUGGAACUUAAAGACAGAGACACUAAGUUAACGCAUAUGAUGGAUGGACGCACUAUUCAACUCAACCGAACAAUGUAUUUUACUCUACCGACUUCGACAUCGGACAGUUUAUACACAGUGGAGUUGGUGUGCGUAGUGCAAUUCGAUGAGUUCAGUGUGCAAUACGACAUGAGAGCGCGUCAACCUGGUAGAACCCUGACCGAGAAUGUGACUGCGAUGGUCACUCAUAGACGACUACCCGAAUUUCAUCCCAGCUCAAUAGAGACGGAUGAGCCAUCUAUGACUGAGGCUCUGCAAAGUGCUUCGGCUGGUAGACUGGACCGGAAGUCGUUAGUAUCGAACCUGAGUAGGGCGGUUGUUUGGGAGGGACCAGUAGAUGUGGCAUUUCGGGCAUACACAGGUUCGCCUCCUGGUUGGACAUUUGUCAGAGUCAUCAGCAAGUGGAAUCACACAUUAUGGGCGGAGAGUUGUUUGAUCUUAAAAGUCAAAGCAAAUGUAGAUCACACGGAGCAGGAGGUGAGAGUGAGGUGCAUAAUGCGACCGGAACAUGUGGCCCUAGUGCUCAUAGCGGCGCACGUGCCUGGGACACGCUGGAACCGAAGUGUGGUCGAGGCACAUGCAACGCAGGUUUUACUGACAAACCUGUCCGACUGGAUGGGUCUGCAACGCGGAUCGUCAGGAAACGACCAGUGGUCGACGUGCUAUAAUGCGGCUUACCGGAUAACCACAGUGCAAGUUCAGUGGAACGCAACUGUGCUAGUGGGCCAUGAAGUUGUGAUGUACGGGCAUCUCGGCAAUCGUCGUGAGGAUCAGCUGAAUUGCAGGCAAAACGGGAAACCACUUCAACACCAUAAUCGCACAAUGCUGAGGCUUAAUCCCGUGAGUGAUUAUUUCACCUUGACCAUUACCGACGCAACGUAUUCCGAUACUGGGAUGUACGAGUGUAGACCAGUGGACAUGUUGGCCUCUCGGAACGACUUGUGGGGUCUGGGACCACGUUUAUUGCAGGUAAUGCCUGACUCUUCUACGGCGGCCAACUGUUCGCUCACUGCUGAUGCCGUGGGGAAGGAAAUGCUCAGAAACGGUGGUUCGGACACCAAUGGGUUGAACUACUUGCUGGCUGGCGAAUAUGGAUAUGUGAGGUGUAUGUUUGAAAAGACGUUCACUGAGUUUUAUCGGCCGGUAUACACACUGGAACAUCGCAUGCUCGAUGUAAGCACAGGGCGCUCAGAGCCGGUGGAAGUAACGCAAAUUGUGGUUCAUCCUUUACAUAUUAAUGGCAUGUUUACCGUGCAGGUGUAUAAAAUCGAGGGCCUCAAAUCCAAAUUGUACAGAGGUCCGCUGACUGCCAGUUGCAAAGCAAGGGUCGAAUUUGAACUCCCGGACCAAGGGUCACCCAUCACGCAUAUUGUAUCUUGUCAAAUGACGUAUGCUGUUCUGGAGGCGGCGAAUGGCGAACUGCUCAUUGAGACGUUAUCCAAAGAUUAUGAUUCACAACCAGUGCCACUCGGCACGGAGUUCAAAUGUGUGGGUGGCUAUGGAUCUCCUCCACUGGGACACGGUUGGACUUUGAGCGAUAACGACUGGUUCGAUGUUUUCUCAUCCACAUUAAUCCGCGACAAUUUGUCCGCAACUCAUCAUGGCCAGUGGGUUGGACCAAAACAUACGUUCACAGAUCAACCGGUGAAUGGGCUGGUCAUCAAGGGAGACAGACUGAUCAUUCCAACUGACGACCGUUAUAGGGGAAUGAGUUAUGCAUACACUUGUUGGGGCAACAACUCCUUCGGAAACAAGGUCUGGAGUAUACGAAAAACCAUUCACUUCACUGUGAUGAUUUGUCCCAUGCGUUUUGUGCCCUUGGACCUCACCGUUCUCCUGAGUUCCCGAUUACUAUCUCGAUGCACACUUGAAGGGAAUCCGGAUAGGGAGAUACAGUUCUAUGGGCACUUUUACCUACGCUUGAUUCAGCAAUUGAUAAUGGGCUUGCCACACGGACCCACACAAACACGGUUUCACUUCAUCCGCGACGACAUUUUCAGUCACAAUGCUUCAGACAGCUUUGCAUUCACCGCGUUUACGCAGCAGCUCAGUCGAGAGCAGUUGCUUCGAGCGGUCAACCCGAAUGGAACUAAACCAAAAACCGACCCUGUCGGUUGCGGUGCUUUACCGAUCAUCGUGGAUUCGGUAAUCAGACACCUUGUUGCGCUGCACCAUUUUCCACUGCCUGGUCGCGAAUACGUCCUCUUGUUACCGUUUGACGAUUUCACUGACACCCGUAUCACAAACGAGACGAAGUCGUUGCUCUCCGUCCUACUGCAAAGUAACCUGUCUACCGUGUUAGCCAGCACGGUUGGACAGGGGGUGCAUGGGAGUGCAAUUAUCCACACAUUGGAGGAACUGUUUUCCACCACACGAACCAUUAACCUUUUACCCAACUUCAGUGGAGACACUCACUGCUUGAAGUGUCAUCCACGAUUGGAGGCAGAAACACUUCGUAUUGCACGCGAUGAGUUAUUCAACACAAUAUGCGAGGCAACUGGCAUCACCCGACCGGAUUCCUGUCCCGCACCUACUUUGCGCUUCGCCAUUCCAACACGUCACUGGUACUCCGGACUACAAUUGGGAGUUACAUGUACUGCCGAUCUGAGUCGACCGUUUCGUGGGCAAACAGCUACAGGUGUGGCGAUCUGUUUGACCAACGGAACCAUGUUGAAGGAGUUGGAGCAAAGUACUCCCAACGUGCAGCAGCUGAUGAAGGCGUGCAUACAAGAGCUAGCGAAUGAUGUCACAAGAUCAAUUAGUGCACCAAACGAAUUUUCAGUGAGUGCUCAGCUAAAACUGCAGAACAGGGACGAUGAGAGUUCGCAUCUCAUGUGUUACCAGCGACAAGGCGAUACGGAUCCGCAGGUGAGUUUGACCAGUUUUCUCUAUUAUACGCAUCCUCCUUGAGCAGCUCCACCCAUAGUCUAUUGGGUAUCAGUAUACAUGCGUCAUUAAGAACCAACGCGCCUUCAUCACUUACAGCCACUGAUAAGUUUAGCGUGAAUGUGUCCUCUAAAAAUUCCGAGGACUACGUAGAUUCAUGUCUAUGUGUGUUUUGUUUGCAUAAAGUAUUUCAUUUAGCUAAGUAGGGGAAGUGGGUUGACUUAC